AUGGCAGAAAUCAAGAGAAGAAGACCUUUGACAAAAGAGGAGAUCGAGCAAGAGGAGUUUUUUGAGAACCGGAGGAUAUAUAGAGAACAAAUUUCUCAGCUACGUCGGAAGUGGGAGGAAGUAUUGAAGGAGGUUGAAAACCGCAGAAGAAUGAGGGCAGAAGAGGAACAUCGACUGGCAGGCAAACAGCACCUGAAUCAAAUGCUUGAGCACUCGACUCAGCUACUCGAAGCUCGGCGGGGAGACCGUCAUAACUCUAUGACAGCAUCCGAGGGUGGUCUAGACAUGGCAGAAGGGGAGUAUGAUGGGGAGGAAGGUGGAGAGGAGGAGGAAGAAGACGACAGCAAGAGUAUGUCCGAAUUGGAAGUGGAACUGGAUGAGGCAAAUAUGUCGACUACAGAUUCUGAUGAGGAAGAGGUGGAAGAUGACGAUGAGAGCCUUACAGUGGAGCAACUGAAAGCAAAGUACGCAGGUCUUGGCCCCAGUCAAGCUUCACUUGGAGGCAAAAGGCUUAUCCAGGAGGACGAUCUAUCGGAUAUUGAGGAUGGGAUGUUGCUCGAUGGUAGAACACCUGUACCAUCUGAUGUACCCUCGGAUGAUGAGAAUCCGGAAGAUGUCGCUGCUAGAAUGGAUGUUGACGAAAACCAGACUGAGGCAGUUGAGCUUGAAGAAGUUGAUGAGAUCCUCAUGGAUGAUAGCGACGAAUCAGUUGACAUGGAUUCUGAGGAUGAGACGGAUGAUAGCGAGAGUGGUAAAGAUGGUGAUUCCGAGGACGAUUCCGAGGGUGAAAAUGGGUUUGGGUCCGGGCUUCUAGGGUUAUACGGGGACUUGAACGGGUUAAGGGCUAGCUCUCGCGAUCUGGAGCCUGAAAGUGAGGAUGAGAACGAGUUUACGGAGCCUGUGCAAAAAGACCGGAGCCUCGAGAGAUCUUCGGAUAGUAUGCAAAUAGAAUCACUCUCAAAGAGCUCUAAAAUCAAUGGCUCUAAACUCAACGCCGCCGAUGAAUUACUGGAGGAAGAUAGGAUCGAUGAAGUGAGCCUUGUUGUUUACAAAUCCCCACCGGGUAAAACAGUCGGAGAUAGCUAUGUCUCUGCGCCGAGGGUUAUUGGAGGCCAGGCUCUAGAAAUACCGAUGCUCAACGGUCAUUCAGAUACAAUGGAUGUGGAAACGUCAACAUCGCUCUCCCAUUCACAGAUUGAUUUGAAAGAAAGCGGCCACCCCUCAUCGCUUACAACAUCACCAGAAACCUCUCCUCAACCAAAUAUAGAUAUCAAAACUCCGAUUCCGUUUCUUCUCCGGGGGACUUUGAGAGAGUACCAGCAUUAUGGUCUCGAUUGGCUCGCCGGGCUCUACAAUAACCACACCAACGGUAUCCUAGCCGACGAGAUGGGACUUGGUAAAACGAUCCAGACCAUCGCACUCUUAGCACACCUUGCGUGCGAAAAGGAGGUUUGGGGACCGCAUCUCAUUGUUGUCCCAACGAGUGUCAUGCUUAAUUGGGAGAUGGAAAAGGGGUGGUUUGACAACAACCUAUGGCAUGUGUGCAUCACUUCUUACCAGCUUGUCCUUCAAGAUCAGGUUACUUUUAAACGCCGCAACUGGCAUUAUUUGAUUUUGGAUGAGGCACAUAAUAUCAAGAAUUUCCGGUCGCAGAGAUGGCAAACUCUUCUCAACUUCAAAGCCGAGGCCCGUUUGUUGAUUACAGGAACCCCUCUCCAGAACAACCUAAUCGAGCUAUGGUCGUUGCUCUACUUUCUCAUGCCUUCUGGAGCUUCGAGUGCCAUGCCUGCUGGAUUUGCAAACCUAAAGGAGUUUCAAGAAUGGUUUGCGCAUCCCCUCCAUCGUGUCCUCAGGCCUUAUCUUCUUCGCAGAUUGAAGGCAGACGUAGAGAAGCAGAUGCCAGCAAAAUUCGAACAUAUCGUUUAUUGUAGGCUAUCGAAGCGACAAAGAUAUCUUUACGAGGAAUUUAUGUCGAUGGCAAAAACACGCGAAACACUGGCAUCAGGCAACUAUCUCUCCAUCAUUAAUUGUUUGAUGCAACUUCGCAAGGUCUGUAACCACCCAGACCUAUUUGAAACUCGCCAGAUCGUCACAUCUUUCGCGAUGCAAAAGUCUGUGGUCGCCGAUUAUGAGGUCAAGGAGCUACUAUAUGACUGCGGAAAGCUACAACGUCUAGACCUUCUCUUGCGUCAGUUGCAAGCCGGGGGACAUCGGGCUUUGAUCUUUACCCAAAUGACCAAGGUUCUAGAUAUUCUCGAGCAAUUUUUGAAUAUCCACGGUCAUCGGUACCUCCGCCUUGAUGGAGCUACGAAGGUUGAACAGAGACAAAUAUUAACUGAUCGAUUUAAUAACGAUACAAGGAUUCUCGUCUUUAUCCUAUCCACCCGUUCCGGUGGGCUUGGUAUCAACUUAACAGGUGCAGAUACUGUGAUAUUCUAUGAUUUAGACUGGAAUCCCGCGAUGGACAAGCAAUGCCAAGACCGAUGUCAUCGUAUUGGUCAAACUCGUGACGUCCACAUCUACCGCUUCGUCUCUGAAUACACCAUCGAGUCAAAUAUUCUCCGGAAGUCAAACCAAAAGCGAAUGUUAGAUGAUGUGGUCAUUCAAGAGGGCGAUUUCACAACCGACUACUUCAACAAACUCACAAUCCGCGAUAUGCUCGGAGAUGAAGUUAUCAAGGAUCUAGAUGGCGUGGACGAUUCGCAAACAGUGGUUGCCCCCGGGGUCAACAUGGAGAAAGCGCUCGAGGCAGCCGAAGAUGUUGAGGACGUUGCAGCAGCCAAGGUUGCGCAAAGGGAAGUCGUCGAUGCCGACGGUGCCGACUUUGCUGAAAGGAGCACUCCAGCACAAACACCAAGGGAGCCCGGUACUGCUACUGCAGGAACCACACCCAGGGAGCCAUCGGCGCCCGUUAGUAACGCCGCCAUGACACCGCAAGGAAAUACUGUGGAACUAGAGGUUGUUACCCACAGAGGUCUCGGUUAUGAUAUUUACGGCGACGGCUGGAACCGGGUUGAUCGAGAACCAGUGCACAUUGACGAAUACAUGAUUCGAUAUAUGGAAUGGGAGCUAGUAGACGUCCCGCUCGUCCUCCCAAGCAAGAGCAAGAAGAAGAAAAGUAAGAAGGGAAAGAAGUUUUAG
Tuber melanosporum (Perigord truffle) is the source of this 3141-nucleotide messenger RNA. RefSeq lists its product as uncharacterized. The record is from RefSeq and is a predicted model, not a curated record. NCBI's taxonomy places the organism in Eukaryota, Fungi, Ascomycota, Pezizomycetes, Pezizales, Tuberaceae. Gene Ontology annotation, cellular component: Swr1 complex. Gene Ontology annotation, molecular function: ATP binding; histone binding; ATP hydrolysis activity. Bases 1 to 3141 code for a protein of 1046 amino acids. The transcript is spliced from 6 exons.